This is a messenger RNA of Penicillium brevicompactum, 1179 nucleotides long. Its product is annotated as replication factor C subunit 3. The transcript is spliced from 5 exons. NCBI's taxonomy places the organism in Eukaryota, Fungi, Ascomycota, Eurotiomycetes, Eurotiales, Aspergillaceae. Gene Ontology annotation, molecular function: DNA binding; ATP binding; DNA clamp loader activity. The record is from RefSeq and is a predicted model, not a curated record. Bases 1 to 1179 code for a protein of 392 amino acids. Gene Ontology annotation, biological process: DNA-templated DNA replication; DNA repair. Gene Ontology annotation, cellular component: nucleus; Elg1 RFC-like complex; Rad17 RFC-like complex.
AUGUCGGAUCAUGAUGAAAUGGACGUGGAUACGCCCAAGGAUGUGCAGUUCAGCUCCGACAAUGCCAGCGGGAAAAAAAGAACCGCAGCUGAUCUGCCAAUUGAAGCUCAAGAUAAUCUCCCAUGGGUCGAGAAGUACCGACCGAGCAGCUUAGACGAUGUGUCUGGCCAUCAAGAUAUUCUCGCAACCAUCAAUCGAUUCGUGGACACAAAUAAACUACCCCAUCUCCUUCUAUACGGACCCCCAGGGACCGGAAAAACUUCGACCAUUCUAGCCCUUGCACGCCGGAUAUAUGGUACCAAGAACAUGCGCCAGAUGGUGCUGGAGUUGAACGCAAGUGACGACCGUGGUAUUGAUGUUGUUCGAGAACAAAUCAAGACCUUUGCAAGCACAAAACAGAUCUUCAACAUGGCUCCUCAGGGCGGCGCCGGUUCAUCUUUGGCAGGAUUCAAGCUCAUCAUCCUUGAUGAGGCCGAUGCCAUGACCUCCACCGCUCAGAUGGCUCUGCGUCGCAUCAUGGAGCGCUACACAGCCAACACCCGUUUCUGUGUCAUCGCGAACUACACACAUAAGCUGUCCCCGGCACUCCUCUCGCGUUGUACUCGGUUCCGAUUCAGUCCACUAAAGGAGGCCGAUAUCCGUACGAUUGUCGACCAGGUCAUCGAAAAGGAGGGUGUCCGCAUACAGCCCGAGGCAGUCGACAGUCUAGUAACCCUGAGCAAGGGUGAUAUGCGACGUGCGCUGAAUGUGCUCCAAGCCUGCUUUGCUAGCAGUAUCCCACUUCCAAUGAGAGAUGCUCCGAAGGCACCUCGCCCCGAACCCGAGAUGAUCACUAAUGCAACUAUUUACGACUGUAUUGCGGCCCCCCACCCGUCAGACAUUCAAGAAAUCAUGUCCACCAUUCUGUCCACCAGUGACGUGACUUCCUGCCUCAGCACAGUGCGCACCCUGAAGGCCACCAAGGGCCUUGCUCUUGCCGACAUUCUCUCCGCACUGGCAGAUCAGCUUCAGCAGUUGGAUGUUCCAGCACAAACCCGCAUCACGUGGCUGGAGGGUCUGGCUGAGAUUGAAUGGCGAUUGGCUGGUGGUGGCUCAGAGGCCAUCCAGACCGGAGGUCUCGUUGGAGUAGUGCGAAACGGCUGUGAGUUAAUGGGCGACAAAGGUGUUGCAAUGGCAUAG